Salvia hispanica is the source of this 937-nucleotide messenger RNA. Its product is annotated as auxin-responsive protein IAA16-like. The record is from RefSeq and is a predicted model, not a curated record. Lineage: Eukaryota; Viridiplantae; Streptophyta; Magnoliopsida; Lamiales; Lamiaceae. Gene Ontology annotation, biological process: regulation of DNA-templated transcription. Gene Ontology annotation, cellular component: nucleus.
UUAUAUCCACCACUUCUUCCAUAAUAUUCAUUUCAUCAAACAAAGAAAGCUAGAGUUGUACAAGUAGAGUAAAGUUUGUAUUAUAACAUCAGCAUCUGCUAGAGAAGUUUGCACUAAUGGGGACGAAGCAUCACGAGAAUCGGCUCGAGUACGAGGAGACUGAGCUGAGGCUAGGGCUACCCGGUGGUUGUUUGAAGAGAGAGUUUUCUCAAACUAUAGAUUUGAAGCUCAAUUUGAAUGCAUCCAUGGCUUCUUCAUCAUCUCCUCAUCACCAACAGGAAAAGAUCACUGCAAAGCCACCUGCUAAGGCCCAAGUAGUUGGUUGGCCACCAGUUAGAUCCUUCAGAAAGAACACCCUUGCAGUCCAAAAGGACGGUAGCGGCGGCGAAAGUGGCGCUGCGGCCGCGUUUAUCAAAGUCAGCCUAGAUGGGGCACCGUACCUCCGGAAAGUGGACUUGAAAAUGUACAAUAGCUACCAACAACUUUCUGAAGCUCUCGGAAAAAUGUUCACCUCCUCUACAAUCGGCGAUUGUGGGGUGAAGGAGUUGAUGUGUGAGAGCAAAUUGAUUGACCUUUUGAAUGGGUCUGACUAUGUGCCUACUUAUCAAGAUAAAGAUGGAGACUGGAUGCUUGUUGGAGAUGUUCCAUGGGGGAUGUUCGUUGAUUCAUGCAAACGUCUCAGGAUAAUGAAGAGUUCGGAGGCCAUUGGACUUGGUAUUGUUCGAUUCGAUUGUCCGUUUACACAAAAAACACCCAGAGCAGUGGAGAAGUGCAAGAACAGAGCAUGAAAAGGCUUCUGCUUAUAUUUCCAUUUGUGUAAUUUUGUUGUGAGUGAGUAUAUAAAUAGUGGAUAAUGUUCAGCAGUUAAAAUGUACUACUACUCAGUUAUAAGGUUGUCAUUAUUAAUAUUACUAUCAUCUUAGUUUGAUUCGUGAAA